AUAUAAAUGAAACUGAAAAUAAGAAAGAUGGCAGCUUCCAUGGUUUGAUUUCAGAACGUGUACAUUUCGGAUCGUGUAAAGAAAAAAAAUGAGUAAUAUUUAUAUUCAAGAACCACCAACAGAUGGAAAGGUGUUGUUGGUUACCGGGGUCGGUGAAAUUGACAUCGAGCUGUGGUCCCGGGAAGCUCCGAAGGCCUGUCGUAAUUUUGUACAGCUAUGUUUGGAAGGAUACUACAACGGUACCAUCUUCCAUCGUGUGGUGAAGGACUUCAUAAUACAAGGGGGAGACCCAACGGGGACCGGAGAAGGGGGUGAAUCUAUCUAUGGAGCACCCUUUAAGGAUGAGUUCCACAGCCGACUUCGCUUUGUGCGGCGUGGACUGGUAGCCAUGGCAAACGCAGGCCCCAACGACAACGGCAGCCAAUUUUUCUUCACCAUGGCGUCCACUCCUGAACUGCAGAACAAGCAUACCAUAUUUGGAAAGGUCGGUGGAGAUACCAUUUAUAAUGUGAUACGACUUCAGGAUGUUGAUAUUGACAGCAACGAUCGCCCCACAUACCCACUCAAGAUCAAACACACCAAGGUGCUCUCUAAUCCAUUUGAUGACAUUGUGCCCAGACUGAAGACGAUUGAAUCUGAGGAAAGUGAUUCAAAGUCGAAAAACAAGUCGAAGGGAACAAAGAACUACAGUCUUUUAUCAUUUGGUGAGGAAGCUGAGGAGGAUGAGGAAGAAGUCUCUAUGGCAGUCAAGGAUAUGAAAGGCAAAAGUAAGAGUAGCCAUGACCUUACAGAUGACCCUAAGUUGAGUUCACAGCCUGCUGUAUCGUCAGAGGAUAAAAAGAGGAAGAUGGACAGUGAUGAUGACAGUGAGGAGGAGUCAGACGAUGAAGAAGGUAACAUAUCUUUAAAGGAAUCGAUCCAGAAAAAGUUGAAAUCCAGUUCUGACAUAACGAUGAAAGGAAGACAUUCGAUAGACCUGGGUCCAUCUGAUGACCAAGCUGAAAAACUAUCAAGAAAGGAACAGCUGAGGAAAGAAGCUAAACAGCUGGCAAAAGAAUUGAAAGGCGGCAAAGAAAAGGAUGAGAGUACAUCAGAAAAAAAAUCUGGGAAAAUACAACCAGAACCUGCCAAUGAUGUUGUGGCUAGCUAUCUGAAGGAAAAACAGAAGUACCAAAAUAUAAAGAAACAACAGAACAAGAAGGGCUCCAGUCGAGAGAAAGAUACAAUGGAACUUCUAGCCAAGUUCCAGAACAAACUGAAGUCUGCCAAAGUGGUUGGAGGAGAUUAUGAGGAGGAAGAGGAGGAGGAGGAGGGAGAGGAGAAAGAGGACUCCGGUGACAUGUCCUGGAUGAGACAUACCCUGAAGUUUGAAUCGGAGGAAAGUAAGAGGAAAGUCAUUGAUGCCAAUGUACAAGAGCUGGACAGAUAUGACUACUUUGACCCGCGAAAUCCUCUCACCCAGCGGCGACGAGAAGCCAGCAAACAGGCAAUGAAGGCGAAAAAAUGAGACGAUAUAUUGUUGGUAAACCAUGUAGCAUACGAGAGGCAUACGUCUCUGGUGGAUAAGUAAUUAACCAACAAAUUAGUACCUCACUAUUCGAUACCUCACCAAUUUGUCAUAUCAAGAAGUCCCGGGAAACUCGCAACCACUGAUUUUUUGUCAAUAAUUCAUUCAGUUUUUGUUAGUUAUAUUUUUCAUUCAGAACUUUUGCUUACUGAAGAAGCAUAAAUCAAGAUAUAUACAUGUUUAAAUAUAUCCGAUGAUAAGAAUAUUAUUUAUUGAUGACAGUUGUGAGUUGUGGGAGACUAUCUUAUAUGUUAUACCUCUGACAUCUUUUGACCUCUAAGUUGUUUAUUCCGGAGGUAUUUAAGGGGACGAGGAAGGAGUUGUGACAUACGUAUACCCUACCUGUCUUGCAGAUCAAACAACCCAGUUUUGAACUGAGAAGGUUUACAUCACUUAUCAAGUUUUGUGGUAAAAAACAUCACUAUAUCAAGUUUUGUGGUAAAAAAUAUCACUAUAUCAAGUUUUGUGAUAAAAAUUGACAAAUAGUUGGAAAUUGAUUUUUAUAAAUGCAGAUAUGCCACGUAUACUUCUAAAAUUGUUUUAUAUCGUUUUCAUAGUUUCUGCUUCUUGUUAAAUAGGACGCAAAACCCAGUAAACUAAACACACCUGACACCAGAGGUAUUAUAAUGCUGGGAAGUAUAUACAUUUUCGUAUCUAUGUAUAUUUGUGUAUGUUGAAAGGAAACCUCAUAGCGGUUGAAAGAAUCCUCAAGAGAAUAUCUGUAAAAAUCAUACAAUUUCUGACAAUACGUAUGUAACAGGAGCAGAAAAAUGCACGGCCAGGCCGGGAUUCGAACCUGGGACCCUCCAAACUCUAGACGGACGCUCUCAACAAUUGAGCUAACUGUACCUGGUCGCCGGCGAUCGGCCCAGUCCAGUUCCGCUACGCAUAUAAUUCAGGGUAUUGUUUUAGAGGGUUGACAUGUCUAACACACCAUUUAAAGUUGUAAACAAGUUAACACACGAUCUAGGUUUGACACUAAACAAGUGUAACAAAGGAUCUCAGUUUGAAAUUUCACAGGUCAAAAACGUUAACAAUGCCAUAUAUAGUUUGACAACUAACAAGUUUAACAGAGGGUCAUUGUUUGACACUGAUCAAGGCUAACACACGGUUUCUGUCUGUCAUUUAGGUCCAGUGACUCUGAUUUCAGUGAGAGUGGAUUAUCAUUAUAAUACACUGAUCCAGUCUUUAAUGAGAAAGUUGUCCCAUCAGUAAUAUUGUUGUUCAGAUAUAGAGAAGAUUUAUCAUUUAAGUCCAGUGACUCUGAUUUCAGUGAGAGAGUGGAUUAUCAUGAUUUCUGUGAGAUAUUGGUUUUAUGACAAUUUCUGUGAGCGGAUUUAUCGUGAUUUCAGAGAGAGAGAGAGAGAGAGAGAGAGUGUUUUUAUCACGAAUGCAGCAAGAGAUGAGAUUUUUAAUGAUUUUGGUGAGAGAGUGGAUUAAUCAAUAUCAAAUUCGGUAUUCGUGGACUUGUGAGCAUUUAUGUAUUGUUUGUUUAACAGAAAGUAUUAAAAGUGACUUUUUAUACUAAAAUGAA
This is a messenger RNA of Mizuhopecten yessoensis (Yesso scallop), 3101 nucleotides long. Its product is annotated as peptidyl-prolyl cis-trans isomerase CWC27 homolog. NCBI's taxonomy places the organism in Eukaryota, Metazoa, Mollusca, Bivalvia, Pectinida, Pectinidae. Gene Ontology annotation, cellular component: catalytic step 2 spliceosome. The coding region runs from base 89 to 1507 and encodes 472 amino acids. The record is from RefSeq and is a predicted model, not a curated record. Gene Ontology annotation, biological process: protein folding; protein peptidyl-prolyl isomerization. Gene Ontology annotation, molecular function: peptidyl-prolyl cis-trans isomerase activity. The transcript has 11 exons.